AUGGCGACCAGCUUCUCUAUACAACCUAUUGGCCGCUUCUACAGCGCCAGCCAACCUGUUAAGCGACCAAAGGAAUUCGCCUGCUUCUCAUACGACGACAAUCAUGAGUUCCAUCUCGAUGACUCGUCUAUGCGCUACUAUUACAAUCCCACUAUAGGCGCCGACUUGUCCAAGGGCUACGAUACCUUUGUCAAAGCGGACGAGUCUGGCGAUGAGCACCUCGUCAGUCUGCUCAAGACCAUCCAGGCUCAUGAACAGAAGUCGGGACAGAAGAUUGAUGCUCAGCUCGUCACAUGGAGGGGCAUGAUGACCAAGAUCAUGAGCACGCCGUUUGACGACCGCGACGGGUUCGAGAUGAACGCGACUCUGUACCAAGUGCGCCGGCUUUCCCAACCAUCUCUCGAACAAGCCCCUUGGCCUGACUUCAUCGAGGAGAACAACGCCUACAAGAAAGCGUCUCAGCAGCAGCAGAACGCCCAACAACGACGCGGGCCCCAUGCGCCAGAAGUCAUGCAGUUCUGGGGCUACAAGUUUGAAACUCUAGCGACCCUCCCGAAGCCUUGGGGCGACACACCGCGCGAGUACAUCGAGAACCGCGAGGACGAAGUCGUCAACAACAAGGCCCAGUACUGCUCCGUCGUCCGCACCGGCAUCGGCGCGACGACCAUCUGCAUCGGCGGCGAGGUCGACGCCAUCUGGGACUCCAAGCCCGCGCAGCCCGGCACCCCCAUCAACUGGGUCGAACUGAAGACGUCCGUCGACAUUCGCUCCGACCGCGACGCCGCCACCUUUGACCGCAAGCUCCUCAAGUUCUGGCUGCAGUCCUUCCUCCUCGGCGUCCCGCGCAUCAUCGUCGGCUUCCGCACCCACGCCGGCAUCCUCGCGCGCGUCCAAGAGAUCCAGACGGCCGAGAUCCCCGACACGAUUGCCCGGCGGCCGAAUCCGCCGUGGAACGGGGACAUGUGCGUCAACUUUGCGGGCGAGUUUCUCGACUGGCUCCGGCAGACGAUCAAUGACGAUGGCGUGUGGAGGAUACGCAGGAAGCCCGGGUCGCCGACCAUCGAGGUCUUUCGCAUCGAGGAGGCGGGCCACGGCGAGAUCCUCACGGAUGAGUUUAUAAAUUGGCGGAUCAAGCUGUCCCUAGGACCUCCGCCAGCCGGAACCGAGUGA
Molecule: messenger RNA, 1170 nt
Organism: Verticillium alfalfae VaMs.102
Lineage: Eukaryota; Fungi; Ascomycota; Sordariomycetes; Glomerellales; Plectosphaerellaceae
Product: RAI1
Exons: 9
Coding region: 1-1170 (389 amino acids)
Biological process (GO): NAD-cap decapping; nuclear-transcribed mRNA catabolic process
Cellular component (GO): nucleus; cytosol
Molecular function (GO): mRNA 5'-diphosphatase activity
Source: RefSeq, a predicted model, not a curated record